Messenger RNA from Mucor velutinosus, 498 nucleotides. RefSeq lists its product as uncharacterized. The transcript has a single exon. Lineage: Eukaryota; Fungi; Mucoromycota; Mucoromycetes; Mucorales; Mucoraceae. The coding region runs from base 1 to 498 and encodes 165 amino acids. The record is from RefSeq and is a predicted model, not a curated record.
AUGGUUGCUAAACAAGGCCGUUUAACUUGGUCCGAAUUCCGUACAGCAGUUAUCAACAAGUAUGGUCGAUCAAGCAUUGAUAUGAGAGAUGCGGCAAGAGAGCAGUUGGAGCGACUAGUGCAUCAACAAGGAGAGGCUUUCAAUCAAUUUGUGGACAAAUUCCAACAAUUGCGCAAUCAGGCUGAAAUCCAGGAUGAGGAUUGUAUCGUUCGUUAUUUGAUCAAGGCCCUUCCAGAAGAGUUGGCGAACUACACCAAGUAUUCUCUCAAUACCAAUUCUAAUAAGGAGGAGAUCACCGUGGAUUUGGUGGCCAACAAGAUAACAGCUAUCUACAACGCUCUGUUUAAGGACAAGUGGGAAAGAGAACGUGAAAAAGCAACUCCAGUAACAUCCUCCGCCUCAAUUUUGAAUAACAAUAGUGCUAGCAAGUGUUUAGGAUAUAGAUCAUCUCUGAGAGGCAAAUGUAUUAGGCGUCGUAUAUUACAUAAGAGGAUCUGA